This is a messenger RNA of Pelagomonas calceolata, 3224 nucleotides long. NCBI's taxonomy places the organism in Eukaryota, Pelagophyceae, Pelagomonadales, Pelagomonadaceae. The record is from the annotation of a GenBank genome assembly.
UACUAGUCUGUUGCUAUUCCACUAUUCCACUAUUCCACAUGCUACUAGACCCUACCAGCUGUAGGACUAGGUAGCAUGCUACUACUCGCCACCAUCCUUUCCUGCCAUGCAUGUUGAUGAAGUAUGUAGAGCACUCUGUGCGACGGUUUCGCCAGACUUGACGCAGCGUUGCGACGCCGAGACGUACUUGAAUAAUUGCAGACAGACAGUUGGAUUUCCGCUUUUACUACUUCAGCUGGUGCUAGCCGCGUCGGUCUGGGACACCUUGAAACACAAAAUCUAGCGGUAGGUGCAGGAGCAUUGCAGCGUGAGCGCGAAUGAGCAGUCGGCUGUGAUUAGAUCAUCGGCAUAGUCCAGCGUGCGCCCCUGGCUUGUAUCUAAUUCUUGUCGUAAGAGAGCCUCUGCAUGUAGGCAGCAAUUUACUUCAAAAAUUUGAUUGAAAAAAGUUGGGAGGCGGAUCCAAAGGGAGCAAACGAGAUUUUGAUGGCUGACGGUGACCGAAAUGCGAUCAAAGCGCACAUAGUAAAACUAUUGUGUGAAUGUGGUUCCUUUGAAGAUAUACGCCAGCAACUAUCUCAAGCCCUGUCUCUGAUGGCCGCAUCCGAUUUCCCAGGAAAAUGGGAAAGUUUAUUGCCAGAAAUUGUCAAAAACUUGGAGGGAGGUGAUAGAGAGACAACCUCUGGGAUGCUCUUAGCAGCGAACUCCAUUCUCAAGCGAUUUCGGUUUACGUAUAAAUCUGAUGCGCUAUACAGUGAGCUUAAGUAUGUCCUAGGAAUUCUGGCGGCUCCACUGACAGCUCUCCUCAUGCGACUUGGGCAGGCGUUAGAUGUAGCGGAUGACGAUCAGAAGUGCUGCAAGGAGGUCUUAGAAUCACUCAGGCUUGCUUGCCGCAUCUUCUACAGUCUGAACUGGCAGGAUUUGCCAGAGUUCUUUGAAGAUCACAUGGCAGAAUGGAUGGGCCAGUUUGAGAAAUAUCUUGGCUACAAAAGCAAAGCGCCACAGAAUGAAGGCGAUGAUGAGUGCAUAGUGCGCCUUCAAUCUGCAAUUAUGGACAAUAUAUCACUUUAUGCCCAGAAGUAUGAAGAGGAGUUUACCCCUUUUCUCCCACGCUUUGUUUCUGCGACCUGGCAACGCCUUAUCAAGUUGGGUUUGUUACCUAAGCAUGACCGCCUUGCAGCAGCAUCUAUUCGUUUUCUUGCAGAAGUCGCUAGUAAGCAGAUGCAUACGACCAUGUUCAUGGAAGGAAACGCACUAAGCCAGGUAAUUGAAGCUAUUGUACUCCCCAACAUGAGUAUUCAGGACUCAGAUAUUGAACUUUUUGAGGAUAGCCCCCUUGAAUAUAUCUCUCGAGACUUCGAAAGUGCAGACGCCGAAACGCGGCGGCGAGGUGCUUGCGAUUUAAUUGCUGCCUUAUGUAAGCAUCACAAUGCUACAACCACGCGUGUCUGUGUUGAUUACAUUGCUGCUAUGCUCCAGAAGUAUGCCGAAUCACCAUCUGAACAUUGGCGUAGCAAGGACACCGCACUUCAUCUCGUUAUUUCUCUAACAGGUCGUGCCGAGUCCCCAGCGCGCGGUUCGGACAAAUUCCCAGACCAAAUAAACUUCAUGGAAAUGUAUUCGUUGCACAUUGUGGGGGAAAUUGCAGCUCAAGCUAGCUCCCACCCAAUCAUUCUUGCUGACGCAAUCAAAUUUGUUUGUACUUUUCGAAAUCAUAUUCCACCCGAAGAACUUGUUAAGCUUCUUCCGCUGCUUGGUUGGCGUCUUUGUAAUACUGAAGUUGUCAUUCGAAGCUAUGCUGCUGCCUGCAUUGAAAGGAUUUUAGCAGCCCCUGGCAAAAUUGCCAAGGAUCAAAUCGAGCCAAUGCUCACACAACUUUUCGAGGCCCUCUUGGUAGUCCCUGAAGUUGCGCUUACUGGAAGUCCUUCGUAUUCAGAUAGCAUGCCAUGGGAGAAUGAAUAUGCCAUGAAAGCAGUAAUGCGCCUCCUAGUAGCCAGCCAAGAAAGUGUGAUUCCCAUAGUCAAGAGUAUCACAGAAAAACUCUGCAAUUCCCUCACGCGAGCAUGCGUUAACCCUGGCAAUCCAAGAUUUAUUCACUAUCUCUUUGAAUCUCUUGCUAUUCUAGUGCGGGUUGCCUGCAAGGCCGACAGCAGUGGUACCUUGACGAAUCAAUUUGAGCAGACGUUUUUCCCUCAAUUCCAAGUAAUUCUCCAGAUGGACAUUGUCGAGUUUGCUCCUUACGUUUUUCAGAUUCUUGCCCUCAUUCUCCGGUAUAAGCAUGCACUUUCAGAUGCCUAUGCUUCCCUGCUACCUGCACUUCUGCAUCCGGCUCUAUGGGAGCGCUGUGGCAAUGUGCCAGCACUAUCUGCUCUUCUAGAGGCCUAUCUUGCGGUUGGUGCUGAUCAACUUGUUGCGAGUAAUCAGCUCGAGCCUAUACUUGGCGUCUUUCAAAAGCUUCUUGCCUCGAAGUUAUCUGAGGCUCACGCGUUUGAUCUCUUGAAAUCAAUCAUUCUGCAUGUUGAUUCAAUCGUCGUUGAUCGUUAUAUCAUGACCAUUCUGCAGUUGCUUCUGACCCGUCUUCAGCAAGAUAGAGAUCGCUGUGAUUUAUGUCACAAAACAUUGUCUUUUCUUGGCCUUCUUGCUGGUAAGCACGGCGGGAAAAGCCUCGCAAAUAGUAUAGAAAAUCAGCAAACCGGCCUUCUCGCUAAUCUUAUCUUACAUGUCUUCGCACCUAAAAUUGCACAGUCAGAUAUUGCAAAUCCGUUCGAUGCCAAAGCUAUUGUUAUUGGAGCCACACGAAUUCUUUGUGAGGCACCUGACGUUCUUGUUAAUCAGGGCGACCCCGCUUCCUGGAGAGCCCUAGGUGCCAUACUCGUAAAGCUUCUCCGUCAGAUUCGUGGGCAGUCCUACACCCCGAAUGAAAGCUUUGAGUGUGCAAAAGAGAUUCCAGAUGGUCCCAUGGCCAGCUACGAUGCUACUUUUUCCAAGCUGCACUUUGGCUCAAAGAAGGUCGAGGAUGCCUUUUCAGACAUCCAUGACGUUAAAGAGUUUGCUUCAUUCCAUCUUCAUCAACUUGCCACCCAAAGGCCCCAUUUCCAACCACUUGUUUCCACAAUUCAGGAACAAUAAAGUAGUAUAGGUCGGUAUCUCAAGUGUGCGGAAGCGCAGGCAGGGGUUUACAUUGCCCAGCGGCAGCAUGCAUAAGUAUAAUAUUAGUGUGGUGACCC